This is a messenger RNA of Aspergillus lentulus, 2349 nucleotides long. Lineage: Eukaryota; Fungi; Ascomycota; Eurotiomycetes; Eurotiales; Aspergillaceae. The record is from RefSeq and is a predicted model, not a curated record.
AUGUCGGCUUCAGAUGAUCACCCCGACGGGUUGCCCGUUGCCGUAUCUUAUCUGGCAGGCUAUAUCUUUCUCUCCUACGUCGUCAGCACGAUGGGGUGUGCGACUACCCUCGAACUUCUUCACCGACGGACAUCGAAGUCCGGCUUAUAUAACUGGUACCUUCUGUUCACAUCCUCAGUAACCAUGGGCGGCAUUGGUAUCUGGUGCAUGCAUUUCAUUGGCAAUAGAGCAAUUGUCCUCGGUGAUGGAGCAGCCCAAAUCCAGAUUGUGUAUAGCGUGACUUUCACAGGAGUUUCAUUCAUCCUUCCCGUGGUCGUCCUACUUGCAGCUUUCUACGCGAUAGGAACCAGUGAAAAGGCUGGCUAUCUUCGUAUCAUUAUGGGAGGUGUCCUAACGGGCAGCUCCGUGUGCGGAAUGCACUACAUCGGUCAGCUUGGCAUCUCCAAUUACCGAUGCAGCUACAAGGUCGCACAUAUAGUCGGAGCCGCAAUCAUUGCCGUCUUUGCCAGUACUGUUGGCCUGGUAAUCUUCUUUCGGUGGAGGGCUACAUGGACGAACAGUUGGUGGAGACGUGGAAUCUGUGGCUGUCUACUUGCCAUCGCUGUCUCUGGUAUGCACUGGACUGCUGCAGUUGGUACAUCUUACAAAGGACAUGAUCAAUCCGUCAAGCAAGGCGGCCAACUUUCACGAAGCCAAACUGUCAUUAUAUGUGCGGUCCUGGCAUGUGUUUCCUGCUCAGUUCUAUCGGCAUGUGCCAUCGCGGCCGGCGGAGACCGCAGACGAUCGAGAACGAAGGCGCGCCAAGUGGUCUUGAGUUGUGCGUUCUUCGACCCAGCCGGUAGAGUCAUGGUGACUCCGCAUGCGAGUCUUCCGAGUAGGAAAAUCGUGGAUCGUUAUCGCGGAAAGACUUUCAACGACGACGAUCUUACAAGAACACAUUCGGCGUUCCUCUGGGCAUUCCGCGCAAGUCGAAACUGGAAACUCGUGAGGGAUGUCGUUCCCUUUAUGAGAAGUCGAAUCGAGUCCGAGAAAGCUGCGAAAGAGCAUUUCACCCCGCAAGGUGGAGCGACCGACGAGGACACAGAGAUGCAAGGCGAUUUUGACGGGUUCUUCAAACAACACUUCUGUGUAACCGCUCAGGAUCUGGCUGAGGAACUGCGACAGCCUCUUCAGGACAUGGGCGUGCUGUAUGACGACAUCCUGACCACUACGACACCAGUCUCGCGCUUUUCUCGAGCAAUGGGGUACUCUCGGCUCAGUGCCAAUAAGGGUCAGAUGAUGUUCACUGUCCGGCAAUUGAGUAAGCACGAAGCUGCCCGCCUAGCAGCAUCAGGGCUUCGAUUUACAGCAAUUGAGAACGUUAUUCCCGUGCUAUCUCGCCGUGUCCAUAUACCGUCCAUGACUUUGGCCGCUCAUCUCAGGGAUAUGCGAGACUAUGCCACCUCCGGUCGGAAUUUUGAGCCAGGAGUUCAUUUGGUUUCUUUUGUCAUGCGCCCCACCGUUCAUGACUACUUCGAAGUACUCACUGCCAAAGGCGUCAGCAACCCGUUACCGUCAUCAUCACUGCCAAUGAAACGUCUCCAAAUUGCUCAUCUGGAAUUAUUGUCACACAUGGAAGGGUGGACCGUGUCAACGUGCCUGAACUGGCUGAAGUCGGAGACAGCGCGCGCAUACAAGGACGCCGACGCAUUUCGCCAACAGCUGAUCCAAGCGAUGGGGAACCUUUCGUCCGCCAUGCCACCUGAUAUCAACUCAGCAUCUAGAUUCUCGGCACGCCCUCUUAUUGCCCCGUGUCGCUCUUCAAGACAUUCAGACGGAAACAAUUGUAUCAUUCUUCCAUUCUGCGUUGUCGGCACGCUGGACACCCAAAUCUCCAACCCGGACUUUACCUUCACGCCUCUGCGUCUCUUCAGAGUGCAGCAGCAACUGAACGAUGGCUUCACAGGAGGCGAUGGUUUCGCAAAAGAGCUGAGUCAAGAGCUCUAUUAUUCCAACGCCCGCUCCAGUUCAACCACCGAUUCCGAAAUCGCAUCCUCUGUUCGUGCUCUUCGUCGCUUCUGGCCGUCCCGCAAACAGCCCAGCGAUAAAAUGAGCGCAACGUCCCAGGAGACCCUUGCGGAGCAUUCACCGUUCGGAGAAAUCACUGUCCGUAAGGAAGUGAAAGUGGACAUCGCGAAACUCGCAGAAUUGUCAACCCAGCCCACACUGGGUCGGCAUGCCUCACAGACUACCGUAUUGGCUGGCGACUCGGCCUCGGGCACAUAUGUGGACGAUCUCUACAAUCUUUGCUACUCCCCUAACAUACGGCUGAGGCCAGAUACAUUCCAACAACACUCGACAGUUGGCUGA